Ceratitis capitata (Mediterranean fruit fly) is the source of this 6176-nucleotide messenger RNA. RefSeq lists its product as uncharacterized. Lineage: Eukaryota; Metazoa; Arthropoda; Insecta; Diptera; Tephritidae. The transcript has 2 exons. Gene Ontology annotation, molecular function: protein binding. The record is from RefSeq and is a predicted model, not a curated record. Bases 2271 to 5312 code for a protein of 1013 amino acids.
GCCAACUUUAAUGAAAUCAUAAUUAAAAGUGAGCUAAUUAAUUAGUAGCAACAAUUUGAAAAUGAAUGUGAAACAUAAGCAAGCGAGUAAAAAUCAAUGGAUUUGCAAAGCGUAAGUGAUAAAUAUCUAACGGUGUUUAAAGCAAAGCGAAAUAGAUUGUGCAAUACAUACACGAAUGAAGAAUUGAUUGAAAAUUUUACUAAAGAAAUUUUGUGUGAAGAAUUUCGGGAAUAUUCGUGUAGUUUACUGAAUGAAUGAAAUUCCAAAUGAACGACAGCGUGUCGAAGUAAAAAUCGUUAAAGGCGAAAUUGUGCCAAACGAAGCCAAGGCUGCCGAAGUCGGAGUAAGGCAAAUAGGCUGACGGCAAACUGGCUGUUAGACAGACCGUUAGCCAGUCAACAAGCUAGUAAAGUAACGCGCAUCCUUUUCGGGCAAUGAAUUUUCAGCAACACGCUGACGUCGACGAGUCAAAGCGGAUGUGAAAAUUUCGCAUCCGCCAACUGCGGUGGGCAGCGGUGCGUCUUACGAGUGUCAGUGUUUGUUGUACGUUGUGGAAACGGGCGCUACUUUUACGCCCCAAAUCCGUUAGAUAAACGUGACCAAACGUCAAAUUGUUGGCUGCCAACAGAAAAUAGUGUUAUACAAAUAACGCACUGUAUGAAAAACAGAACGUAAAAAAGUGUAAUAUAAAUUCGCGUGCGUAAGGAAAAAAAUUUACUAAAGAUUUGCACGCGCUACAAAGAAAUCGCAUGCAGAGUGAGCUGCCCUGGAGGCACGAUAUCGAACUUUGGCUGCCGAAAAUAACUAAGUGUUGAACUCAAAUUAUUUUUGACCAAAAGUAUGCCUCUGUGUGUAUAUAGCACGUCCUUUAGGCAAAUCUGAGUGUAGACAAAAAAAAAACGUAUUCCGGUGGUCUGAGGAUUCGUUAAUUGCGUUGAAACAUGAAAUUCGCACGUUGAUACAUGAACGGGCCCAACGGACUCACGGACAGCACAUUGCGACACGCCACAUGCGGAUUUUUUUUUUUUUUUAAUACACGCGCAAAGCACGUCCUUUCACUCACGAAACUUUUUGAGAUUAAUCAAUUUCAGAAAACAUUUACCAGCCGAAAAUAUAGUAAAAACGUAGGCGCUGCUUCUAUAAAGCAACAAAAAUAUAAGAAUAAAAAAAAUGUGAAAAGAAAGAAAUACUUAUGAAUUAAUAAAAAAUUAAAUAGAAAUGUAAAUGUGAAAUGAAAAUUAAAUGUGUGAAAAUCAUGUCGAACGCACAUAAAAACUGACGAAUUUCGAGUAUUGUGAAGAAGCGCUGAACGCCAGACUGGCAACUGAACCCAAACACACUCUUAUACAUACAUACACAUAUCACAGACACACAUCAAUCACAUAUGCUAUUUAUUACAGACAUAACAUUCAAACAAAAACCCUAAAGGAAAAAUAGAAAAUAUCGAAAAAGUAAAAAAUAAAAUAAAAAGCGGUUUGAAAAGCAACGACAAGGACACGCGAGCGUUUUGUUAAUUAAAAAGUUGAACACGUGUGAAAAGCAAAUACAAAUAUACAAAUACUCAAAAGCUACGUGAAACAUAUAAUUACAAGGCAAUCCUUUCGCGUGAAGGAUAGAAAAAAAUAUUAAAAUAAUUAAAAAAUAAAGAAAAUAAAAUGAAAAUAAACAAAGAAAAGUGUAAAGCAAAACCAAGAGCAAACCACGCGUGAAUCAUUAACUUUGAUUUUUUACGUACACCUUCUCAUACAGGGUUUUCGCUGAAAAGAAUUCUUCAGGCGGUAAACCAGCAGCUCUAGCGUGAAUUGCGUGCAGGACAUUUUUUGUUUUUUUUUUUUUUUUUGAGUGGAAAAAUAUUAAUAAUUAAUUAAUACCAAAGCAAAAUCAGACAGAAUAUUUGACUUAUUGUCGCAAAAAGGCACGCAAACGAAAGCAACAACAACCAAAAUAAUAAAAAGAAAGUGAAAAAGUAUAAACAAUGCUCUACAUAUCCUGCAUAUCCUUGUAAAGGCUAGCAAGUAAACCCUAAAAAAUAUAUAUUGUGCGUGUGUGAUCUACGUGACUAACACUAACACCAAAAGAAGAAUUCAUGUCACGCUAACACAAACAACAACACGAACAAGUGAAAAAAGGAAAACUAAAUAUCCUUUCCAUGAAGAGACAAAAUUCGCAUUCAUGUGUACGUACAAUAGUUUAAGCACACAUAUCUACCAACAACAACGACAUAUCUACUAUCAUCUGUAACAGCUGAGGCAUCAGCAGCAACAGCAAAUAUGCAAAAUCAACAAGAAAAACAACGCGAUACUGCCCAUCGCUCCGGUCAGCGUAGACACACCACGUCACAGCACCGUCAGCAUCAACCAAUGACAUGCCGCAAGCCAUACCGGCGUAUCAAAUUUCCUGCCACAGCUCGCCGCACGCCACCGCUAUACCUCUGGCCACUGCUCUUCUGCACUCUCCUGCUCACUGACCAGCCACUUGCGUCGCUAGCCACUCGCUUCAACCGACAGAGCACAGCGCACAUUUCAUACGGCGCCGGAAGUAGCGGCAAUAGUCUGCCCUCGCCACACUUUCCACCACUCGACGCCAACACAGUGUAUGCAGGCAGUUCCAACGUUGGUGCUGGCAAGCACCAAGCCAACAUGAACAAUGAUGUCUAUUCGGUGGCCGAUAGUCAAGCUAUGACCGAUGAUUAUAUGGCCCAAUAUGGCAAGCCACCUGCUUCGCCUGCGCCACCACCACCGCUACCGGCACUACCGCCGUAUCUGACGCACACGCAUGGACUUGGCGCCGACAACACACUGGUUAUACACCAACAGCAGCAGCUGAGCAGCUGUCAGACGGUGUGCGCGUGCAAGUGGAAGGGCGGCAAGCAAACGGUUGAAUGUAUCGAUCGCCAGCUCAUACAAAUACCGGAGAAUAUCGAUCCGUCGACGCAGGUGCUCGACAUGUCGGGAAAUAAGCUACAGACGUUGUCCAAUGAGAAGUUUAUACGCGCGAAUUUGCUGAAUUUGCAGAAAUUGUAUUUGCGCAGUUGUAAAAUUGGCGAGAUCGAACCGGAGACAUUUAAGGGACUGACUAACCUCGUCGAACUAGAUUUGUCACAUAAUCUAUUGGUUGUGGUGCCUUCGUUGGCGCUCAGUUAUAUCUCCUCGCUGCGUGAGCUGACACUCGCUUCCAACCACAUACACAAGAUCGAAUCGAACUCGUUCGCUAGUACGCCUGCGUUACACAAGCUGGAUCUGUCACACUGUGACAUACAGUCUAUAGCACCGCUAGCUUUCGAGGGCUUGGAAAGUCUCACAUUGCUACGGCUCAAUGGCAACAAACUGGGCGUAUUACAACCGCGCACAAUUGAAACGUUGAGUAAACUACAUGGUAUUGAGCUGCACGACAAUCCUUGGCUUUGCGACUGUCGCAUGCGCGACGCGAAACUUUGGCUGACGCAGAAGAACAUACCAUAUCCUGUGGCGCCUUUGUGUGCUGGUGGACCUGACCGUGUUAUUGAUCACACAUUCUCUGACCUGCAGGUGGAGGACUUUGCCUGCCGACCGGAAAUGUUGCCCAUCAGUCACUAUGUCGAGGCGACAAUGGGCGAGAAUGCUUCAGUGGUUUGUCGCGCCAAAGCCAUACCAGCAGCUGUCAUUAAUUGGUAUUGGAAUGGCCGACUACUGGCGAAUAAUAGCGCUUUCAGUUCCUAUCAGCGCGUGCAUAUCUACGAGAACGGACACUUCGAGAAAUUUUCACGUUUGGUGCUCACAAACGCACAGGAGACAGACUCCAGCGAGUUCUACUGUGUAGCGGAGAACCGUGCGGGCACAGCAGAGGCCAAUUUCACGCUACAUGUGAGUAUGCGCGCCGCUGGCAUGGCAUCGCUGGGCAGUGGACAAAUUGUAGGCCUCAGCGCUGCACUGGUUACGUUAAUCGCAUGUAUUUUGCUGGCGGUGAUGUUUCUAUUCAUGCGUGUCAAACGCCAGCCCUACACCGAAAGCAAAACCCCAAACCACAUGGAAGUUGUGACGAGCGUAAACCAUCAAAACUCUAUAACGAACAAAACUCAACCCAUAACGGGAAAUGGCAGCAUAGGUGGCGUCGUUAUAGCUAACGGUGCCAUACCUAAUUGCAUUGAUGGCACGAAUACUUUGGAGCGGAAGAGUAGCGCGGCAAUGGCGGCGAACGAGGCGGGUUUCGCAAAUCCUGUGCAGAAACCACCACGCCUUACCGACCUGCCCUAUUCAGCCACUGGUUACGACAACAACGGUAGCGUUUUAUCAACUGCGCCGUGCUUCCUCUCCCCUACGGCAUCGGCAGGCAAUAAUCCAGAUCUCAUUAAUGAUACAAAACGUUUUGGCAGCGAUGAGUUUGCUGAUCUGAAAAUACCAGCCAUACUGACGGCGAAUCUAGGCACCGAACUGGGCAAUUCAAGUGGCGAAUAUAGUCGCGCAGGUGGUUGUGACUCGCUCUACCCCUCAGGGCUGUGGGAGCAUACGCCAGCAGGCACCUCCUCCGCAGACGAUCUCUUCAUGAAGCGUUAUACAGAUAAAACACCCAUCAUCGAGUCGAAUCAGCUUUACGACCUACAUGAACGCACCGUUGACUAUUUCAGUAAGACAUUCCCACGUACACACUAUAACAAUCUGCAGCUCGCUGGGAGCAGUUCAAAUGGCAAUAGCAGUAACGGUGUUGGCGUCAAUAACAUGAUGCACAAUCCUUCCACGUCAUCGGCGGCGAUGCUACACAACUCGAACAGUGGCAUGGGCGGCACACAUUCGACAGCCUCCACAACCACCACCAAUCUUUCGGGUUCCAGCGUUGGGGUCAGCGGCGGUGGCUAUCCCAAUGACUACGGCCUGCCGUUGGUGCCUGGGGCAGAACACCAACACAAUCAUCAUCUGCAAAUGCAUCCAUUACAACAACUGCAGCAGCAUAUGACAGCGGCAGCGGCGAGUCAGCAUGGCAGCGGUAGCAGUAGCAACCACAGCAUUCCACACUUUAGUAGUCGUACACUGCCACGCCUACAUGAGCAUAACGGCAGCGGCAGCAGUGGCAGCAGCAGCGGCGCUGGACUCAGUAGUUCGAGAUCUUCACCAACCCCAGCGACGGUGGCGACUGCAGUGACGCAAAACGGCACAGGUCAGGCUCACACAUCGAUAUUGCCGAACGGACAGCCGGUGAAUGCAAAGACAAUACGCGUGUGGCAGAAGGGCGGCGUGCCAGUGUUGCCACCGGUGACGGCGCUAAAGCGAGCGCUGACGAGCAACAGUCGCAACUCGCCGGAUGAAGGUUACCAAGAAGGCUGCGGCACUGAUGUGUAAAACGAGCGCAAGAGAGCAUGGACUGCGGCGUUACUGGCUACUUUGUAGGCGUAUAUGAGACUUGUAACUGAUAAGUUGAGUGUAGCGAAAACACAAAUUUGUAUUUUUUUAUUUGAGAAUUGUACAUAAGUUCGUUUAGAUUUAUAACCUGUAAUCUUUUCUGUAAAGUUUUUUUUAUAGUUUAACUUGUAAAUUUUAUUUAAUUUUAUAUAAUAUUAUUAACUUCAAAGUUUAACAUCUUAUUCUGAGAACCAUUUGGGUGAACCGAAUGAGCGUUGAUCAAGCAUGCAUUUAGGCGCGAAAGUUCGGACAGCAAUGCAACCCUAAGCGAGAGUUCACAGAAUGAGGCUAAUAAUUUAAAAAACUUCUUCAAUUAAAAUUUUUGUAAAAGUUUAUUUUAUUAAAAAAAAAAAUCUUCGUGCACCAAUACUUAUACGAUCGACUGCGUGUGGGAGGAAUGAUGACGAAAUGAAUAUAGAUUUUUGUACUGAGCAGCUACGCUCCAAACUCAGCCUACUGGGUAAAUGUGUGUGUGUGACGGAGCGUAGAUUUGCAUAACUACUGCUGCUUUUGCAACUGUGCAAGUGGCGUAUAAAACAUGAAUGUGAUAGUGUUUGAGUAAUUCAUAACUAAAGAUAAUAAUUGGAAAAUGUGUAAAAAAUAGUAUGUUUCGUCAAAGCAUAGGCAUACAUAGAACUACAUAAGUCACAAAGUAAAUGAAGAAUUUCGAAUGCAUAACUACAAGUAUACUUUUAGGCUUAAUGCAUGUACAUAUAUAGUAUAAAAGAAAGAUAUGAUAAGUAUGAGAAAUUCACGUAAUUAAAAAUUAAGUUAAAUUUAAAAAUAAAAUCAAUAAUGAAAAAA